UGAAGCUGCAUGCCUAGAUUAGUUACCCAGCUGUAAGUGUCUGUAAAGUCAUUUAAUCGUAAAUAAUUUAACUGUAUAUGUUAUGGUAACUCAGAACCACAAUGAAAAUACUCUAAUGUCAGUGCCCGCGAAUGGUAUGAUACGUUAGAAAAGAUGGACGCCUUGGAGAGUGUUCUUGAUGAAGUUGCACUUGAGGGUUUGGAUGGGAUCAGUGUAAACGCGCUAUGGACGAGGCUGGAAAACAGAAUUCCCCAAUUUAGCCUCACCUUAGAUCCACCCACCAAGGAAUACCUGUGGAGGUGCCUGGUCUGCAACCCAGAGAUCAGUUUCUAUGAACUUCCUCAAGCCAGGAAACCGAUCGUGUUGACGGACCGGUUCGCAGAGAUUGAUCCGGAGACUGGCAUUCAAGAAAUACGGCGGCUAACUCUAGACGCAGACGACGCAGUAUAUCCUGUUCACAUCAUCCAAGACAACAAAGAUGGAAUUCAGGGCUCUUGCCUGUAUUUCAAGGAGCGGAAGGUCAUCACAAAGCAAAUACGGCAGGACAACUUCACUCCCAUCCUCACGCUUGAGCAAACGGUUUCAAAGUGGGGCGAGAAGCUGGUUGCCGUGGCAUCACAGGCCGUCCGGUACCGUACUCUGAUUGGUCCGGAGGGGGACCCCGAGCUGAAGCUCACGGACACGUCCUACUGCAUCCUGGAGCGGCUCGGAAGAGCGCGGUGGCAGGGGGAGCUGCAGAGAGACCUGCACUCCAACACGUUCAAGGUGGACGCGAGGAAGAUGCACUACCUGCGCCGCUCGCUGGACAGGAACAAGAUGAUCACCAUGCAGACGCACGUGAUCCGCAUGGCCAACGGGGGGCAGCAGUGCUCCAUCCUGCUGCUGCUCAACCGCUUCCACGUGGACAGGAGGGGCAAGUACGACAUCCUCAUGGAGUGCACUUCCAACAUCCUCUCCACCCAGCCCAACAAUAUUGGCAUCAUGCUCAAACUCCGACACCAACUGCAUGUGUCGGAGCGCACCUUCAAGCGUGUGUACCACUACAUGGUGGCGGCUAAGCUGGUGGAGGUCAUCAGCCUGCCGCUGCACCAGAUCACCCCCGGCGCCGGGCCACUCAAGUCCAAGAAGGGAAAUGACAUAAUGGUGCGUUGCCUCAAGCUCCUCAAGGCUUAUGGGAAGAAGAAGGAGGACGACGAUGAUGAAGACAACGACGAUGACGAUAACGACGGACGGAACUUUCUAGCUGAGGGGCGGGAUGUGGAGAGGGACGUGGCGUCUCAUGCUUACGAGAUUGUGGUGAAUGCCGGUACCAAAGGCAUCUCUCAGAGUGAGCUCCGGAAGCGUCUGAACAUCGGCAAGCUGGAGGCUCGCAUGAUCUGCAGACUGCUGGACAGGAACGACAUGAUCAAAGGCUUCAUGGAGGACGAGGGCCGCCAGCGCACCACCAAGUACAUCAGCAAGCAGUUUGUGGAGCAGAGCGAGCUGAAGAAGCAGUACACCAAGGAGAAGGAGCGCAGCGAGCAGCUCUACGGCGGCACCGCAGGACACGCCCACGCCCACGCGCCCGCCGCGGCCAAAUCCGCCGCUCCCAGGCCCGCCGCCGCCGCGGCCAGACAGGCCACGCCCAAAUCCGCCGCUCCCAAAGCCGCCGCGGCCAAACGCAAGAAGGUGGCAGCAGAGAAGGAGGUGGCGACGCAGGAGGAGAAGGAGGAUGAGGAGGAGGAGGAGGAGGAGGAGCUCGACGCGCUAGACGCAGAGCGGGAACGAGAAGAACCGCGCAAGGUUCCGGAACCAGAACCGGAGUCUCGUGAGAGCCAAGAGGAGGAGACGGGGACAGGGGCGGGGGCGGUGGAGGAGGAGGAGGAUGAGCCGGCGGGCGGGAAGAAGGGACGGAAGAAGGCGAAGGGCAAGGGGCCGGCGAAGGCCAAGGGCAAGGGCCAAGGGAAAGGGAAAAAGGCGCGGCAGGAGGACCAGGCUGUGGGGGGCACAGAGGGGACGCCAUGCCGCCAGACCAAACUCAGCUUCGCUCGCGCCAGCUGCUCUACCCCACAGAGCGAUAAGACUCUGUCCCCCUCUAUCAAUCUGGUUGGUGACGAAACCCUGGCGUACUUGGAGCAAGAAGUAGGGGCCGAGGAGCUUGACCAAUCAGACCUCACUAUGGACACCUCUGCUGCCCCUGUUCCCACCCCCGGCCAUAGCUUCAGCCAAUCACCAUCUCCGGGCGAGAGCGUCACACUUGUGGAGGAGGUGCUUGAGCCUAAACUGAAACUGCCAGACAAGGGCAGUCGUGCGAAAGAGAAAAAGAAUGUGACGUACCGACUCCUCAAACGCAAGAACAUCAUCAUCGAGACUGUCCGCAGCCUCAAGAUCAUCGAGAAUAUCUUCACGCUGCAGAAGAUGCUGAUUGAGUCGGAGAGGGCGGACGGCGUGAGCACCAAGGUGUGCAAGAAGAGCAUCGUGAGGCUCGUCAGGAGUCUGUCCCGAGAGGGGCAACUCCGCCUCUACAGGACCACCGUUAUACAGGACGGCAUCAGCAAACGGGUGGAGUUUGUGGUCCAUCCCUCCAUUACCCCAGAUGACCCACUGAUCAAGAGUGCCAUAGAACAGGUCCGCUUCCGCAUCUCUGGGUCCUACUCUGCCCUCAGGCUGCGUGCCCUCGACGAGAAGCAGGAGAAGAAGGAGGAGAAGCCCAAGCCGCCGUCCAAGCCGCCCCACAAGCUGGACCAGAAGAUGGGCAUCAUGCCGCUCAAGGACUUCCGGCCCGCCGUAGUCCCCGGCUACGGCCGAGCUCUCGGGUUCCAGCCCAAGAUGCCGCGCUUGAGGAUGGUGCACACCUUCAUCUGGUACGUGGUGUACGGACACCCGCUCAGCCCGCUCCGCAGUGCCGAGGCCUGCGAGCCCGACCCGGAAGUGAACAAAAGCGUACAGGAAGCGAUGGCUGGGCCGUCAGGGCUGGGACAGGGAGUGGAGGCAGACGCGCAGGAGCCGGUUACGGGCGCUCAAGAAGCUGCGCCGUCGAGCACGGCACAGGAUGUGACAUCAAACGAACAGGAAGCAGCAAGUGAGGACAUGCGUGUCUAUGUGGAUGAGAUCAACUGGAAGCGCUACGUCCCUCCUCUGCCGGUGCAUAAGGAGUUUGGUCCUGGCUGGGCCCUGACCAGUGACAUCCUCAUCAGCCUACCGCUCUCCCUCCUCAUCCAGAUCAUCCACAUCAGCUUCAAGGUUGACGGUCUGGAGGAGUAUGUGAACGACCCGGUGAAGAAGCACUACCUGGUCAGAUUCCUGCCCUCGGCCAUGAAGAGACAGCUGCUCUACAAACGGAAAUAUGUGUUCAGCUUCUAUGAGAGUCUGGAGCGGCUCUGCAGCAUGGGCCUGAUGCAGUUCGGCCCCAUGGAGAAGUUCCAGGAGAAAGAUCAGAUGUUUGUGUGCCUGAAGCGUUACGCCACCAUCACCGACACCACCACGUGUGAGCCGCACUAUAACCUGGCCAAGAGUGCCCGCCCCUUCGAGCGCCGCCGCUACCACUUCCUGGCCGCACAGGACGUGGACAGCUACUGGUUCGACCUGCUGUGUGUGUGCCUCAACACGCCACUGGGUCUGAUUCGUCUCCAUGCUGCGGAGGGGGAGGACACAGUGGAGAGAGAGAAGCCAGACCCGCACAAAUACCCACGGAUACGCCACUCACUUCCUCGGAGCCGCGAGGUCAUCGAUGACGGUGUAACCCCUGGCGACGGUCUCGGGGCGGGCGGGCUGGACUCUGAGUUUUACGCCCACUUGAAGAGGAACUGGAUCUGGAACUGCCAUCUGAUCGACAAGACGGCAAAGGAUAAUCCAAUUACCCUUCAGACCAGCCCCAGUGUGAGGUUACGCAACCUUCUGAACAAACACCUGCUCUCCAAGAACGUCAUUGCAGUGAGCGACCGCAGCAGCCCCAACCACGCCAAGCUGCUGCUGCCGCAGGUGGUGGAGGAGGAGGUGCAGGUGGCGCUGGAGCCCAGCUCACGCAGCCUGCAGAACCGCGGCGGCCGUCAGCAGAAGCGCAAGCGCCUCCGCAAAACGCCCGCCGCCGCCGCCACCUCCUCCGCCAAGAAGAAGGAGAAGAAGGAGAAGAAGCCCAAAAAACCGAUGGUGCGCCAGUUCCUGGACAAGACGGACCGUGACGCGCUGCAGAGGAUGACCCGUAAACGCGUGGCCUGGUGCCAGCAGGAGGACAGCCUGCUCAUGCUCUGCAGAGUCGCCUGCCACUUCCUCAACCGCAAGAUCAAGAAGGCGUUUGUGCCGUGGCAGGUGGUGAGGGAUCUGCUGCACGCCGAGUUUGAGGCGUCUCUGGACAAGACCUCUCACGCGGUGGGCCGCCGCGCUCGCUACAUCAUGAAGAACCCGCAGACCUACCUCAACUUCAAGAUCUGUCUGGCUGAGGUGUAUCAGGACAAAUCUCUUGUGGCCGAGUUCAACAACAGAACUGGGGACUAUAACAACCCACAGGUGUGCACUGAAGAAUUUAAGGAGUUUGUGGCAGUGUUAAGGAGGAAGUUCAGCAAAGCACCUGGGUGCAGGAUUGAAAUCCCAGACACAAAACAGGAGCUCUUCCAAAGGUUUAAGGUGUACGCCAUUGGAGAUGAAAGCCCAGGGGAGUCCAAGGAUGUUCUCAAAAGUGAAGAGGACAUCCAUGCUCUAGUCCUGAAUAACUUCAUUCAGAGCACACUGGCGGUGUCUAACCAUCAAUUGAAGACCAAGCUGUCUUUCCAGACGUUCCACCUGUACAGCAGGUACAAGCACGAGAUCCUGUACGAGGCGUUCCUCAAGUGCCAGCGGAACGGGCUGGUGAACCGGCGCAGGAACGAGCAGCGCUACGGCGUGAAGAAGGACCGCUCCCUCCCCAUGAUGCCCAUGUCCUAUCAGCUCUCGCAGAGCUACUACAAAGUGUUCACUUGGCGCUUCCCUGCCGCCAUGUUCACUGAGGCCUAUGACCACCUGGAGAAACUAAUCCAGGCCGGAGGGGUGGACCAGCCCAACGCCAUCUACGUGCAGCCCAAAGAGAGCGAGCAAGAGAAGGAGCGGGCCGGAGAGGAGGAGGCGGCGGCGGCGGUGGCGGAGGUGAAGAAAAGAGCGGAGGAGGAGAAGGACAAACAGAUGGAGACGGAGGAGGAGGACGAGAUGAGGAAAGAAGGCGCUGACCCUCCAGCUGACACUCAGGAGAAGGCGCCGUCGGAGACCCCAGGAGGGGCGAGCUUGACCCCGGGGCCAGAGUCGGGGUCGGGGUCGGGGUCGGGGGCACCCAGGCAGCCGCCGUCGGAGAACCCCAGCCAGCCGGACAUGCUGCUGUCGGCGGAGAACCUGGAGGGCAUGGCGCUGUUCCCGCUGGACGCACCAGGGGGCGCCUGCAUGGCCUGCCUGAGCCUCAUCACGCUGGGCCUGCUCGCCGUGGACGUGUCCAUCCCGGAGCAGAUCGUGGUGGUGGACAGCAACAUGCUGGACAGCGAGGUGGUCAAGAGGCUGGCCAAAGAGGUGGAGGAGGAGGAUGAGCUGGAUGAAGAGGAGGAAGCUGGUCAGACAUUACCACUGAGGAAGCGUGUGGAGGUGAAGGCGUCGCAGGCGUCCCACACUAACUACCUGCUGAUGAGGGGCUACUGCAUGCCGGGGGUGCUCAGCAGCCGGCUCAAGGUCACCUCCGUGGACAGCGUGGUGGUCAACGCCUGCACCGUGCACGUGCGGCUCCGCAACACGCCCGCACACACACUCUUCAAGGAGAAGGACUCGCCCAUCCUGUCGGACUGCCUGAGGCCGGGCCUGCGCGAGGUCCCGGAGCGCUUCACGCGCGUGUACCGUGCGGAGGGCUCGGCGGCGCUGGCCCUGUCCCGGCGGCUGGAGGCGGAGCUGGGCUACGGCGCGGCGGACGUGAGCGCCGCCCUGGAGGUGUGGUGGCACGUGGACGAGGCCCAGAGCUACGGCGUGGACCGCCGCCACCUGCUCGCCAGCUACAGCCACCUGGUGCGGCCCGACCAGGAGCGCAAGGCGGGACUGCAGCAGUACAUAGAGGACCUGGUGCUGCUGCAGGAGCUGGUGGAGGCGGGGGGGCGUGCGGUGCGGCUGGUGUCUCGGCGGGUGGCGCGCCCCUGGCUCCUGCACUCGGUGCGCGUGCGGCCGCAGCCCGGCCAGGCGUCCGCCCACGCGCUCCACGCCCUGCGCGCCCUCAGGCUGCCCGAGUGGCGCCAGGAGCAGCGCCAGAAGGAGCGCGAGAAGGAGCGACAGCGCCUCCGCCAGGAGGAGGUGCAGCAGCGGCAGCAAGGACGCCAAGGACGCCAAGGACGCCUCCGAGGAGGAGUAGAGGAGCAGCUGGUGAAGGAGAAGAUGGAGGAGAUGGAGGAGAUGGUUGGGGAGGAGGGUAGCGGGGGAGAGAGGAGGAGGAAGAGGAAAGAGGAAGAGGACAAGGAGAGAAUGGGUCCGCCGCCGAGGAAGAGGAUGGCGAAGGAGAAGGGGGUGAAGGUCAGCUGGCUGGAGGCUCUAGGGAAGGGCGUGGGGAGCGGCGGUGUUUCUAUAGAAACGGAGAUGCUGGAGGACGCCGGGAUCGGGGAAGGAGGAGGCGGCCAGCAGAAGGAGGCCAGCUGGAUGGAGCGAGUGGACAAGGGAGGGGUCUCGGACGGAGACCUGUCAGCGUGGGCGGGGCUAGAGAAGGAGGGGCUGGCGGGGACUAUGGAUGGUGGCGCAUCAUCAACGUGCGUCGACGAUAAGCUACGGACAGAGCUUGAAGAUGCUGCUGGUUGUCUCUCCCCUUCAGAGAAGCAGUCGAUCGACCACAUCAGUUUCCUGAGUCGGCCGUGGCGUGCGGUGGACGGCUCGGUGAACCGCUCGGUGUGUAAGGGCAUCCUGGAGGGGCUGCUGCACCACGUCAUGAGCCGGCCCGGCAUCACCGAGCCCCAGCUCAUCCAGCACUACACACGCGUACUGCAGCCUGUCACCAUCAUAGACCUCAUGCAGACGCUGGUGGAGCAGGGCUGUGUGCGGCGGCGCUACCUGCUCCCGGCGGCGCGCGCCUCCCUGUUCUCCGCCCCGCGGUACGCGGAGGUGCGCGGCGAGGAGGUGGCGGCCUGCCUGGGCUACACGCCCUUCUACGAGCCCACGCCGGAGGCCGGCCUGCUGAUGUCCAAGGCCUUCCCCCACGAGAAGAACUGGAACCACUGGUCCGCCCUGCAGAACCAGUACCUCAAGCAGCAGCAGCAGAGGACCACGGAGAGGGGGGGGGGCAACGGGGGGGCCGAGGGGGUAGCCGAGGUUGCAGCCGAGGUUGUGACUGAGGGUGUAGCCGAGGGUGAGGCCUAG
Molecule: messenger RNA, 7320 nt
Organism: Sardina pilchardus (European sardine)
Lineage: Eukaryota; Metazoa; Chordata; Actinopteri; Clupeiformes; Clupeidae
Product: general transcription factor 3C polypeptide 1
Exons: 40
Coding region: 154-7320 (2388 amino acids)
Biological process (GO): transcription initiation at RNA polymerase III promoter; 5S class rRNA transcription by RNA polymerase III
Cellular component (GO): transcription factor TFIIIC complex
Molecular function (GO): DNA binding
Source: RefSeq, a predicted model, not a curated record